Messenger RNA from Sturnus vulgaris (Common starling), 1377 nucleotides. NCBI's taxonomy places the organism in Eukaryota, Metazoa, Chordata, Aves, Passeriformes, Sturnidae. The record is from RefSeq and is a predicted model, not a curated record.
UUUUAACAAAGACAGAAUUCUGGCUUUAUUAAAAACAAACAAAAAACUAUUAACCUUCUCUGGUGGACUUCUCUUCCAGCUGUUGCUGAACCUGGUGUGCCCCUGGCUCGUUAGGCUGUGCAGCUGAGGCUGCCGCGCUCACCGGAAAGCAGGACAUUUAUGAUUGAGUUCCUGUUAUUGACUGGCUCUAGAGAAAAAUGCCAAAUUACAUCAGACAAUACAGAUGGAUCGUACUUGGCCGAGUUCCUGUUGGAAAAGGGCUAUGAGGUGCAUGGCAUCGUUCGUCGGUCCAGUUCUUUUAAUACAGGCCGGAUUGAACAUCUCUAUAAGAACCCCCAGGCUCACAUUGAAGGAAACAUGAAGCUGCACUAUGGAGAUCUCACAGACAGCACCUGCCUGGUGAAGAUCAUUAAUGAAGUCAAACCUUCUGAGAUUUACAAUCUGGGAGCUCAGAGCCAUGUCAAGAUUUCUUUUGACCUAGCAGAAUAUACUGCUGACGUUGAUGGGGUUGGCACUUUACGGCUCCUGGAUGCUAUUAAGACCUGUGGCCUUAUCAACUCUGUGAAGUUUUACCAAGCCUCCACCAGUGAACUUUUUGGAAAAGUGCAAGAAAUCCCGCAGAAGGAGACCACCCCUUUUUACCCAAGAUCGCCUUACGGGGCAGCAAAACUGUAUGCCUACUGGAUUGUGGUGAACUUCAGGGAAGCCUACAAUCUCUUUGCUGUGAAUGGCAUCCUCUUCAAUCAUGAGAGCCCCAGAAGAGGGGCUAACUUUGUCACUCGAAAGAUUAGCCGAUCCGUAGCAAAGAUUCACCUUGGGCAGCUGGAUUGUUUCAGCCUGGGCAAUCUGGAUGCUAAGAGAGACUGGGGCCAUGCCAGAGACUACGUUGAGGCCAUGUGGUUGAUGUUGCAAACGGAUGAGCCUGAGGACUUUGUCAUAGCCACUGGGGAGGUCCACAGUGUCCGUGAAUUUGUGGAGAAGUCAUUUAAGCACAUUGGGAAAACCAUUGUGUGGGAAGGGAAGAAUGAAAAUGAAGUGGGACGAUGCAAAGAGACUGGCAAGAUUCAUGUGACAGUCAAUCACAAGUACUACAGGCCAACUGAAGUGGAUUUUCUGCAAGGAGACUGCAGCAAAGCCAGGCAAAAGCUGAACUGGAAGCCGAGAGUCACGUUUGAUGAGCUGGUGAGGGAGAUGGUGGACGCUGACGUGGAGCUCAUGAGGAACAAUCCCAAUGCCUGAGCCCUGGCUGGGCCCGGCAGGUAUCACAGGACCCAUGCCACAGAUGCAACCCAUGGCCAGCACUGCCAUGAGCCACCAGGGUGGGCAGCUGCCCCUCCCUGUGAUGGUUUUAUUGUUGGCCUGCCCGUGUGUAAAAGA